Messenger RNA from Knipowitschia caucasica, 1968 nucleotides. The record is from the annotation of a GenBank genome assembly. NCBI's taxonomy places the organism in Eukaryota, Metazoa, Chordata, Actinopteri, Gobiiformes, Gobiidae.
AUGGUGUGUUUGGUUUUGGGUCUUCUGUGGACGCUCCUGGUGGCUGCAGGAGCCAAGCCGAACUGCAGACCGUUCCAGGCCAGUUUCUGCAGCAGCGUGGGCUACAGCACCAGUGCCAGCCCCAGCGGAGUAUCCGGAUACAUCCUGAGGGACAUAGGGCAGAUCGUGGACACGGGCUGCUCUCCAGAUGUGGCUACGCUCAUGUGCAGGGUGGUGGUUCCUGAGUGCGGUGCUGAGGAGAACUCUCGCCUGAAGCCGUGUCGGAGCCUCUGUGAGCGGGUGAAGAGUGACUGUGAAGCUCCCCUCAAGUCCAAGAGGAUAUACUGGCCCCUGAGGCUGAGGUGCGACAGUCUGCCCCAGGACAACUGUGUACAGGGGGCAAUGCAGGGGCCAAGGGGCGGCCUCUCACGUGGCAGCCCGGCGGUCUGCGAGCCAAUCACAGCCCCCCUGUGCAACGACCUGUCCUAUAACCUCACGGCAAUGCCCAACCACAUGGGGCACACGCGGCAGGACGAGGCUGGGCUGGAUCUGCACACCUUUUAUCCACUGGUGAAAGUGCAGUGCAGUCCGGAGCUGAAGGACUUCCUCUGCUCUGUGUACAUCCCAGAGUGCCUCAUGGGGAAGACCAUCGCUCCCUGCAGCCGCAUGUGCGAGCGUGCAAGGGCCGGCUGCGAACCUCUCAUGAACAAGUUUGGCUUCGAAUGGCCGGAUAAACUGGCCUGUCACAACUUCAAGAACGACACCUGCGAUCCGGAGGCGCCCCCCACCCUGGCCCCCUCCCUCCCUGCGCGGUGCGAGCCCAUCUCGGUGCCCCUGUGCUCAGACCUGCCGUAUGCGCUGACGCUGCUGCCCAACGCCCUGGGCCUCCGCUCGCAGCAGCAGAUCGCUGAGGAGCUGCGGCUGCUAAACUUCCAGUCCCUGGUGACGAUCGGCUGCUCCCCAGCGCUGAAGCCCUUCCUCUGCUCGGUCUACACGCCCGAGUGCGUCCAGGGCCGAGCGCGCGCACCCUGCCGCACGUUGUGUGAGGAGGCGCGCUCCUCCUGUGAACCGCUGCUGCAGAAGAUCGGCACGAGCUGGCCCUACACGCUGUCAUGUGACCGGUACGACACCACGUCCUGCUCCCACUUUGGCGUGGGCAGCAGUGGCGGCAUCUGUCAGCCCAUCACCGUGCCCAUGUGCCAGGACCUUUCCUACUCCCAGACCCUGGUCCCAAACCUCCUGGGCCACAGCAGCCAGCGCGAGGCCGCCGUCCAGAUGUCCUUUUUCAACUCCAUGGUCCAGACCUUCUGUAGAGUGGACAUCCGCCUGUUCCUGUGCCUCGCCUACGCCCCCAAGUGUGUGCGGGGGGAGGUGCAGCGCCCGUGCCGCUCCUUCUGUCAGAAAGCCAAAGACAGCUGUGGGAAUAUGGAACACUUAAACAUGAACUGGCCCCGAGAGCUGGAGUGCCACAACUUCCCCACCAAGAACUGCAUCACGGAGGAUGGUGACACUGAGGCCAGCGCAAAGCAGAUCCUCACACGACUCAACGCUGGAGGCUUCUCUGUCUACGGGAACAGUGUCAGUCUGAGGACGGCUUAUCUGCUGCUCACCCUCGCAGACGCAGACCACACCGGAGGCCUCAGCUCUGUGGAGUUCUUCAACAUGGAGCACUUUGUCGCGUCUGUGAGGAGGGAGUACGUGGAGAUGAACAUGGGACGCACUCCGCCUGCAGUGACAGAGGAUCAGCUGCUGGUGGCGCUCUUCAAACGCGGUCUGGUGGCGAUGGACCGGAAGAUGGUGGAGCCUCUGUGGAGACUGUACAGGAACAGUCAGGGCAACAGCAUCGACUUCGACGACUUUGUGGCUGUGGUCACCAGGCUGCAGGUCCUCAAAGAUCGGUUUGAGUCUCGUUUGCUGAACCUGCCGUGUGAAGAGUGCCAAGUGGCCAGCUUCUCCUUCAUACAGUUUAUCAACGCCGCUGUCCUCUGA